Messenger RNA from Armigeres subalbatus, 921 nucleotides. RefSeq names its product eukaryotic translation initiation factor 1A, X-chromosomal (gene eIF1A). Gene Ontology annotation, biological process: translational initiation. The record is from RefSeq and is a predicted model, not a curated record. Gene Ontology annotation, molecular function: translation initiation factor activity; RNA binding. Lineage: Eukaryota; Metazoa; Arthropoda; Insecta; Diptera; Culicidae. The transcript is spliced from 2 exons. The coding region runs from base 198 to 644 and encodes 148 amino acids. Gene Ontology annotation, cellular component: cytoplasm.
CAAAACAUUUAACCCACCGUGCGCACGACGGACAGCUGUCAUCAUCAGCAAGCUCUGCUUUUCAACUCUCUUUUUCGCGUGUGUGACAACGUUCGCCAUUUGUGUGUUCCGCGAGUGACCGCUUUUGUCGUCGAGAAAUCCGUCGUUGAUCCAACGGGAAGCACUUGAAACUAUCCCGAUCAGCAUCCGUAGAUACCAUGCCGAAGAAUAAAGGAAAGGGAGGAAAGAACCGUCGUCGUGGUAAGAACGAAAACGAAUCGGAAAAACGUGAGCUGAUCUUCAAGGAAGACGAGCAGGAAUACGCACAGGUCACAAAAAUGCUCGGCAAUGGCAGGUUGGAGGCGAUGUGCUUCGAUGGUGUCAAGCGGCUGUGUCACAUCAGAGGCAAACUCCGGAAAAAGGUUUGGAUUAAUCAGGGCGACAUCAUCCUCAUCGGCUUGCGUGACUACCAGGACUCGAAGGCGGACGUCAUCCUAAAGUACACUCCGGAUGAAGCGCGAAAUCUCAAGACCUAUGGUGAGUUCCCGGAGUCGGUACGCAUCAACGAUACAGUCACAUUCGUCGACAACGACCUGGAUGACGAUAUCGAGUUCGGUGAUGAGUACAGUUCCGAAGAAGAGGUUGACGCCGUCGAUGCUAUAUGAUCGGUCGGCGCCAAAAGCAGCACAGCUCUCGGCGGCAGCAGCAGUAGCGGCAACAUUCAAUAGUUUUGCAGCAUAUCUGCAACAGUUUGCGGAAUAAGAAAUCGAAAACAGCUGAGCUAAAUUGAUUCAGUAUCCCAAGUUCAAUAUAAAACAUCCACAACUGGUUUUUGUUGGAAAACUAUAGAAACACACUGAAGUAGGAAGCAUCAAAAUUAUUAAAUGAGACGGGCAAAUAUGUACACAUGCAUUGUUUUAUUUUAUUUUAAUGCAUUGUAUU